Molecule: messenger RNA, 2829 nt
Organism: Neohortaea acidophila
Lineage: Eukaryota; Fungi; Ascomycota; Dothideomycetes; Mycosphaerellales; Teratosphaeriaceae
Product: PRP1 splicing factor, N-terminal-domain-containing protein
Exons: 2
Coding region: 1-2829 (942 amino acids)
Biological process (GO): mRNA splicing, via spliceosome; spliceosomal tri-snRNP complex assembly
Cellular component (GO): catalytic step 2 spliceosome; U4/U6 x U5 tri-snRNP complex
Molecular function (GO): protein binding
Source: RefSeq, a predicted model, not a curated record
AUGUCCGGCCGGAAGGACUUUCUGUCGCAGCAAGCGCCGGAAAACUACGUCGCCGGUCUGGGGCGUGGUGCAACGGGCUUCACCACCAGAUCAGAUCUCGGGCCUGCAAGAGAAGGACCUAGCGAAGAACAAAUCAAAGAAGCGCUUGCCAAGCGUGCUGCCGCCCUUGGGAAUGCCCCUCCCACUGCCUACGGUGUGGGCAAGAAAAAGGCCGACGACGAGCCUGAAGAGGAUCAGUUUGUCGAUGCCGAGAACGAGGAGGGCUUGUUUGCGACUGGCAACUACGACCGCGAUGAUGAUGAGGCCGACAGGAUAUACCAAGCUGUCGACGAGCGUAUGGACCGGAGAAGAAAAGCUCGAAGGGAAGCACGAGAACGCGAAGAGCGCGAAGACUACGAACGCAAGAACCCCAAGAUCCAGCAACAAUUCGCCGAUCUCAAACGUGCCCUCGGAACCGUGACCGAUGAAGACUGGGCCAACAUACCCGAAGUCGGAGAUUUGACGGGCAAGAAUCGCCGCACGAAACAAGCCGCGCAGGCCCAACGCAGAUUCUAUGCGGUGCCCGACAGUGUGCUUGCGGGUGCAAGAGACAGUACGCAGCUGAAUACGGAGAUACAAGAGGAUGGCAUGGCCACCGAUGCGCCGAAUGGUAGCGCGAACGAGCAAGCGAACGGCACCAUUACCAACUUUGCCGACAUCGGUGCGGCGAGAGACAAGGUGUUGAAAGUGCGGCUCGAUCAAGCAGCGCAAUCGCAGGCCGCUUCUGCCUCGGACUCCGUAGCAGGGACAUCUACCAGCAUCGAUCCCAAAGGAUACCUCACUUCUCUCACAAAGACCGAAAUCAAAGCCGGCGAAUACAACGUCGGUGACAUCAAACGAGCAAGAAUCUUGCUGGAGUCGGUCAUCAAGACAAAUCCCAGACACGGGCCGGGCUGGAUCGCUGCCGCCCGUUUGGAGGAGCUGGCGGGCAAGAUUGUGGCAGCACGGAAUGUCAUGAGACGGGGCACAGAGAUGUGUCCGAAGAAUGAAGAUGUGUGGCUGGAGAGCAUACGCCUGAAUGACAACCAAAACGCCCGCAUCAUUGCCGCCCAGGCAAUUGAGAACAACGAUCGCUCCGUGCGUCUAUGGAUCGAAGCCAUGAAACUUGAGACCAUCCCGGCCUCGAGGAAGAGAGUUCUGCGAAAAGCCUUGGACCACAUUCCGCAGUCCGUCGCGAUAUGGAAGGAAGCCGUUAACCUCGAAGAGAACCCCGACGAUGCACGUCUGCUCCUCGCAAAAGCAACCGAGAUUAUCCCCCUCUCCGUGGAACUCUGGCUCGCAUUGGCUCGUUUGGAGACCCCGGAACAAGCUCAAGUCGUCCUCAAUAAAGCACGCAAGGCUGUGCCUGCUAGCUUCGAAAUCUGGAUAGCUGCAGCUCGGUUACAAGAACAGAUCGGCCAAACGAGCAUGGCCACCAAAGUCAUGGAACGCGCUGUCAAAGCGCUGGCACGAGAAUCCGCUAUGCUGAAGCGGGAAGACUGGAUCACUCAAGCCGAAAUUUGUGAGGAGGAAGGCGCCCCGCUAACGUGUCAGGCCAUCAUUCAGAAUACUCUCGGCUGGGGGUUGGACGAAGAUGAUGAUCGGAAGCAGAUUUGGCUCGAUGAUGCAAAAGGCUGCAUUGGCCGUGGGCGUUACGAAACCGCUCGCGCCAUCUACGCGUAUGCGCUCAAAGUGUUCUAUAACCGGAGUAGUGUCUGGCUUGCAGCAGCAGAUCUGGAGCGGCAGCACGGGACCAAGACGGCACUGUGGGCACUCCUGGAAGAGUCCGUCAAGAGCUGCCCGAACAGCGAUGUCCUGUGGAUGCAGCUGGCGCGCGAGAAGUGGGAAGGCGGAGACCUCGACGAAGCGCGCAAGGUGCUAGGCCGCGCCUUUGAGCAGAACCAAGGUAACGAGGACAUCUGGCUCGCCGCAGUGAAACUCGAAGCCGACAAUGGCGAGAUCGACCAAGCCAGACAUCUCCUCUCCGCAGCGCGCGACUCCGCCGGCACCGAUCGUGUCUGGAUGAAAUCCGUCGCCUACGAGCGCCGCAUCAACGACAACGAGCGCGCCCUCGAGCUCGUCAACCACGCCCUACAAGUCUACCCCAAAACAGCGAAGCUGUGGAUGCAAAAGGGCCAGAUCUACGAAUCCAAGAACAUGCUCCCGCAAGCCAAAGAAGCCUACAACACCGGCACGCGCGCCUGCCCGCAAAGCGUCCCCCUCUGGCUGCUCGCCGCGCGCCUAGAAGAGAAAAUGGGCGUGCUCGUCAAAGCGCGCUCCAUCCUCGACCGCGCCCGCCUCGCCAUCCCCAAAACCCCCGAGCUCUGGACCGAAAGCGUGCGCCUCGAGCACCGCGCGAAAAACAUCCCCGCCGCAAACCAGAAGAUGGCGCAAGCGCUGCAAGAAUGCCCCACCUCCGGCCUGGUCUGGAGCGAGCGCAUCUGGCGCCUGGAAGCGCGCACCCAGCGCAAACCGCGCAUCCUCGAAGCCAUCCAGAAAGUGGAGAACGACCCGAUCCUCUUCGUCUCCGCCGCGCGCAUCUUCUGGGCGGAGCGCAAGUUGGAGAAAGCCGACACGUGGUUCCAGAAGGCCGCCGUGCUCGAUCCCGACUGGGGCGAUACGUGGGCUUGGUGGUACAAGUUUCUGCUACAGCAUGGCACGGCGGAGAAGCGAGGGGAGGUGGUGAGUAAGUGUGUGCUCAACGAGCCGAAGCAUGGCGAGGUGUGGCAGGCGGUGCGCAAGGCGCCGGAGAACGAGGGGUUGGGGGUUGAGGAGGUGUUGAAGAAGGUUGCGGCGCUGUUGAACGCUUGA